Molecule: messenger RNA, 619 nt
Organism: Effrenium voratum
Lineage: Eukaryota; Dinophyceae; Suessiales; Symbiodiniaceae
Source: the annotation of a GenBank genome assembly
AGGCGAGUUUUGGCUAAAGCUGCAGCUUGGCAUCGGGGACCCGCGGCAUGGGAGAGGCUGAGAAGCGUAAGCCGCUGCACCUUGAUGGCGGCAACCUCACCGAGAAGAACAUGGGCCAGCUGAAGAAGCUGAACCUGGCAACCUUCCCUGUGCACUACAAGGACCAGUUCUAUCUGGAUUUGGUGAAGUGCUUGGAGUACUGCCGCCUCGGCUUCUGCGCCGAUGUUCUGGUUGGCUCCAUUUGCUGUCGCCUAGAGGAGCGGAACGAAGGCGGCAAGGCGCUCUACAUCAUGACCUUGUCCGUGCUAGAGAAGUACCGGCAGCGCACUUUAGCAUCGCAGCUCGUCCAGUGGAUUCUGGACAAAGCGCAGAGCGCGGAGUGCCGAAGCAUCGACGUCCGAGAGAUCUACCUGCACGUGCAAACCUCCAACAAGACCGCACUGCAGUUUUACAGGAAGUUUGGCUUUAAGGUGACGGAGAAGAUCGAGGACUACUACCAGAAGAUUGAGCCACCUGAUUGUUACGUUCUCAGACGGCCAAUGAAUGGCCAUGAUUUGGCGGACACGGUUCUGGACGUCGAACUGUGAGAGCGCUUGGACGUGUGUGUGUGCAUCUUGUG